Messenger RNA from Aspergillus ochraceoroseus IBT 24754, 1509 nucleotides. Its product is annotated as UbiD family decarboxylase. Gene Ontology annotation, cellular component: cytoplasm. Gene Ontology annotation, molecular function: carboxy-lyase activity. The transcript has 3 exons. Bases 1 to 1509 code for a protein of 502 amino acids. The record is from RefSeq and is a predicted model, not a curated record. Lineage: Eukaryota; Fungi; Ascomycota; Eurotiomycetes; Eurotiales; Aspergillaceae. Gene Ontology annotation, biological process: ferulate metabolic process; cinnamic acid catabolic process.
AUGGCUUCCACUGAACCUCAUCUUUGCUUCCGCUCCUUUGUUGAAGCUCUCAAAGCUGAUGGCGACCUGGUUGAAAUUAACCGCCCUGUCGACCCGAACCUCGAGGCAGCGGCCAUCACCCGUCUUGCCUGCGAAACGGACGACAAGGCGCCUCUGUUUAACAACUUGAUCGGCUCUAAGAACGGUCUGUUCCGUAUUCUUGGCGCCCCCGGGUCCCUGAGGAAGUCACCAAAGGAAAGAUAUGGCCGCCUUGCCCGACACCUGGCCCUUCCGCCUACGGCUUCUAUGCGGGAUAUCCUCGACAAAAUGUUGUCCGCGGAUGAACUGCCUCCAAUCCCCCCAUCCAUUGUUCCUACCGGGCCGUGUAAAGAGAAUAAGCUCGAAGGAGAUGAAAUCGAUCUCACCCAGCUCCCUGCGCCCUUGAUCCACAAGUCUGAUGGUGGAAAGUAUAUCCAAACCUAUGGAAUGCAUAUCGUCCAGUCCCCUGAUGGCAAGUGGACCAACUGGUCGAUUGCGCGUGCGAUGGUGCACGACAAGAAUCAUCUCACUGGUCUUGUCAUUGAGCCGCAACAUAUCUGGCAAAUUCAGCAACAAUGGAAGAAGAUAGGCAAGGAUGUUCCCUGGGCCCUGGCAUUUGGUGUUCCUCCCGCAGGUAUCAUGGCCAGUAGCAUGCCCAUCCCCGAUGGUGUGACAGAGGCUGAGUACGUUGGUGCUAUAAUUGGACAGCCUAUUGAGCUGACCAAGUGUGAUACAAACGAUCUGCAUGUCCCUGCAAACAGCGAGAUUGUUUUCGAAGGUACCCUGUCGAUUUCGGAGACAGGACCAGAGGGACCAUUUGGCGAAAUGCAUGGAUAUGUCUUUCCUAGUGAUGUUCAUAAUUGCCCUAAAUACAAGGUCAACAUGAUCACGUACCGCAAUAACCCCAUCCUUCCUAUGUCUUCCUGCGGUCGAGUGACUGACGAAACUCACACAAUGAUUGGCUCUCUCUGCGCUGCUGAGAUCCGCAAGCUGUGCCAAAAAGCUGGUCUUCCGGUCCUUGACGCAUUCGCUCCCUUUGAGUCCCAAGUGACAUGGGUUGCACUCCGAAUCGAUACCGUCAAGUUGAGGGAAAUGAAGACAAACUCCAAGGAAUUUUCCAAGAAAGUGGGGGACCUGGUGUUCAACCAUAGAGCCGGCUACACUACUCACAGGGUGGUUCUCGUGGGUGAAGACAUUGAUGUCUACAAUGGCGCAGACGUCCUGUGGGCGUUCUCUACCCGCUGCCGACCUGGCGCGGACGAGAUGUUUUUCGACGAUGUCCCGGCCUUCGUACUUGUGCCGUAUAACUCCCACAACGGCGAUGUGUCACCUGUUAGAGGUGGCAAGGUUGUUUCGGAUGCCUUGCUUGCCGGCGAAUAUACCAUAGGAAAGGACUGGGAGGCUGCGUCUUUUAAAGAUUCCUAUCCUGAGGAGCUUAAGACAAAGGUCCUUGAGAACUGGGAGAAUAUGGGGUUCCGCCAGUUGGAUUAG